This is a messenger RNA of Eleginops maclovinus (Patagonian blennie), 1997 nucleotides long. It is a transcript of the gene dlst, whose product is annotated as dihydrolipoamide S-succinyltransferase. The record is from RefSeq and is a predicted model, not a curated record. NCBI's taxonomy places the organism in Eukaryota, Metazoa, Chordata, Actinopteri, Perciformes, Eleginopidae. Gene Ontology annotation, biological process: tricarboxylic acid cycle. The transcript has 15 exons. Bases 121 to 1503 code for a protein of 460 amino acids. Gene Ontology annotation, cellular component: oxoglutarate dehydrogenase complex; mitochondrion. Gene Ontology annotation, molecular function: dihydrolipoyllysine-residue succinyltransferase activity.
CCCACUCUUGGAGCACUUGGUUUAUCCCUCACCACUUCCUCGCUUCUUUGCGCGUCCGGCUUGUCCUGUCGGUGUUACCGGAGUUCCCUUCCGCUGACAGGCUGCUGUCAUACAGCCAUCAUGUUAUCCCAUUCCCGGUGUCUCACCAGGAAUUUUGGCCGUUCCCUAUCUGCCAUCCGCCAGGGGAAUAAUGGACUUGCACGUCGGGCCACGGCAGCUCUAUCAGCUAGCCAUUCUGUCACUCUGAACAACAAUGUAAAAUCUGAUCCUCGGUCUAGCGUCUUCCAAAUCCAGUACUUCAGGACGUCUGUAGCCCACAGAGAGGAAGUUGUCACAGUCAAGACUCCUGCAUUUGCAGAAUCUGUCACAGAGGGAGACGUCAGGUGGGAAAAAGCUGUUGGAGACACCGUUUCAGAGGAUGAGGUGGUUUGUGAAAUCGAGACUGAUAAGACAUCAGUGCAGGUUCCCUCUCCUGCUGCUGGGGUGAUCUUGGAGCUUUUGAUCCCUGAUGGAGGGAAGGUCGAGGGAGGAACUGCUCUCUUCACGCUUCGAAAAGGAGCUGCAGCUCCCAAAGCUGCAGAAGCUCCAAAAGCUGAGGCCCCGGCCGCUGCCACCCCUCCACCACCUUCUGCUGCUCCCCCUCCUCCCUCCUCAGCUGUGGGCCCCAUUCCCACCACUAUGCCCCCUGUGCCACCUGUGCCAGCACAUGCUAUGGACACCAAACCAGUUUCAGCCAUCAAGCCUACUGUUGCUUCUGCUGCACCGGCGGCUCAAGCUGAGAGAGCGACGAAAGGAGCCAGGACAGAGAGCAGGGUUAAGAUGAACCGCAUGCGGCUGAGAAUUGCCCAGAGACUGAAGGAAGCCCAAAACACCUGCGCUAUGUUGACUACGUUUAAUGAGGUCGACAUGAGCAACAUCUCAGACAUGAGGAAGACGUACAAAGAUGCGUACCUGAAAAAGCACAACCUCAAGCUGGGCUUCAUGUCUGCAUUUGUGAAGGCUGCUGCCUACGCUCUUGCUGACCAACCGUCUGUCAACGGCGUUAUCGAUGACACGACCAAAGAGAUUGUGUACAGGGAUUAUGUCGACAUCAGUGUUGCCGUGGCCACGCCAAAGGGUCUGGUGGUUCCUGUAAUCCGAAACGUGGAGGGAAUGAAUUUUACUGACAUCGAGAAGGCCAUCAAUAUGUUGGGCGAAAAGGCCCGUAGGAAUGAGCUGGCUGUGGAGGACAUGGACGGAGGAACCUUCACCAUCAGCAAUGGCGGGGUGUUUGGGUCCAUGUUCGGCACACCUAUAAUUAAUCCACCACAGUCUGCCAUUUUAGGCAUGCACGGCAUCUUUGACAGGCCCGUAGCAAUCGGUGGCAAGGUGGAGAUCCGUCCCAUGAUGUAUGUUGCCCUGACAUACGACCAUCGUCUGAUCGAUGGAAGAGAGGCCGUCACUUUCCUGCGUAAGAUCAAGUCAGCGGUGGAGGACCCCAGGGUGCUGCUUCUUGAUAUGUAAAUCCUUGUAACUCUAGGCCCGAACCAAACAAACCCUCCCACACACACAGUGGCUGUCCUCACCCGGUGAACGUUACUGCAGGUGUUGUGUUGGUUAACUAGAAAAAAAGUAGUGCAACGGACAUUUGUAAGGCUGGCAGUGAUGAGGAUUAGUUCUGUUGUGGAGAAAUGUCCGGGUCUGGGUUUCUAUGGUGCUGGUCUCUAGAUCAAAACAAAAAAGAGUAUCUUAUUACUCGUAUGCGCCAUGUCCUUUUCUACAUACAACACAAUAAAUCUCAAGCUAUUGUGAGGUAAAUGUCAAAGAUAGAAGAUUUGAUUAGUUAAUUAUAUUGGGUGAGAGAGGAACAAUGAACACAUAUUGGGCCAGAAACCAAGAAACGCUAUGUUUGAAAUUGUCCAAAGUGAAAAAUAUGAGGGAAAUGCUCUUUAUGCUCUGUAAGAAAGACUAUUUAAGAAAAAAUAAAGUUUUAAACAAUAAAAGCUUCUCGGACUGUA